Molecule: messenger RNA, 2896 nt
Organism: Tetranychus urticae (two-spotted spider mite)
Lineage: Eukaryota; Metazoa; Arthropoda; Arachnida; Trombidiformes; Tetranychidae
Biological process (GO): anatomical structure morphogenesis
Source: RefSeq, a predicted model, not a curated record
UUACCCAAAGAAGGUAACAAAUGGAGGGAAAGUUGUUGCUGUUGUCUUGUCCUUUCAAUGCACCAUUAGUAAUCUCUUCGUAUCCUGCUUCUUCUUCCUCGCCAUUUUAUCUUCCCUUUUUUCCCUCUCUUCACCUCUCUCUUUUUUAACCUCUCUUCUUGCCUUUCUCUCCCGUAUUCACUAAAUUGUUAACCAAUUCACCGCUGCUCCCUUGAUUCUUGUUGUAUAAUUUAACUAUUCAGUGGCAUUUCAACUUCACAAUCUUUACCUGUAACAUUAGACUUUGGUCCACGCUUUUUUUACAAUUCAAUUUACACUUCAUCUAUCAAGUCUCUUCAAGUUUUCCCCAACCUUGCUUUAAUUGUGUCUUAAUCAGUGUAUCAUCUCAUCUUCAAUCAUCAUUAAUGUACAUGUUUAUCAAAUGCCGGUGAAUUUUUCAGGCUUACCCAGCUUCGCACUGUGAAUAGUUGUUAGCCCUUUUCGUUGACACUUUUUGCUUUUUGUGUUUUUAUUUUGCUGCUUCAUUCCAUUUUGAUUUCUCAUUGUCAAAUUGUUGUUAAUUUGGUCACCCAAAAUCAUCUUUCAUUGAUUGCCAUCACCGUGAGAUGAAAAAUUAAAAACAUCAUGUUUUGGUGACAUUUACUUUCCAAUGAUUUUACCCUGUUGCUCGGAUUAUUACUCAAGUUAACUUAUACUCUAAUUUUCAUAAGAUAAUAUAAUUCAAAUAUUUCUAUUAAAAUGUUACCAAAGCAAUUAAAAUUAAUUGGCCAAUCCAUGGAUCUAAUCAAUAUCGCCAUUUUAACAUUAUUUUCAUCAUAUUUAUUACACUUUGUUAACGGACAAUGUCCAUCUGGAACAACAGUUUCCUUUGAAAAGAUGACCAAUGUAAAUGUUCGUGGAGUCAAUCUGGUUCCAUUAUAUACAGGACAAGGUGAAACUCCAGUAUCUGCCGAGUGUAACAAUCGAUGUCGAGCUGGUCCCAAUUGUCGUGCCUUUGUGUUAAACUAUGAGAAGCACGCUUGCAUGGGAAUGGGUUACGAUUCAAAUUCACGAAGCACAUCAAUCAUUGCAACCUCUGAGCGAACCUCUUUAUUUGAAAAGAUUUGCCUCUCCGUGCCAACAUGUGAGAAAGCUUGGACCUUUGAACGUGUAAUUGGACGCCAAAUACUAGGCUAUGAUAAUCGUGUUUUAACCGCAAUAGCCAGUCGUCUCAAGUGUCAAGAAAUUUGUCUCAAGGAAAGGUCAUUUGUCUGUCGCAGUGGAGAGUAUGAUUAUUUGACUCAGGAGUGUCGAUUAAGUUCAGAGGAUAGACGAACCCAGCCAACUCAUUACACGGUUGCUCCACCAUCGGUUGAUUAUUUUGAAAAUGAGUGUUCACCUUUGCCUUUGGUUAAGGAGGAUGAAUCUGGUCUUCCUGGUAUUCCUAAUGCUCCAUCCGAAUGUGGUUACCAGCGAUUUGAAAAUCUUGAACUUAACAGACCUGACCUUAUGAAAUCAGCAUUCAGUGAAGAGCAAUGUAAAACUCUGUGUGAAGCUACAAGAGCAUUUGUUUGUCGUUCAUUUGCGUUCAAAGCGGCCUCAUCAUUGUGUUGGCUGAACUCGGAUGAUUCCUACAGUAGUGGUGGUAAAGAUUCAUUGGUGGCUUCACCUGGAGUGCUUUAUUUUGAAAGAGCAAACUGUUUGAAUCUUAAGCUUGAUUGUACGCCUGAAGAAAUGAGGAUUUCAUUGAACACUUUUGAACCAUUUGUGGGUAAAAUUUAUGCUAAAGAUGAUCCAUUGGCCUGUGAAUCGUUUGGAACCAGGCAAAGGUCUACAUCGCUCAGUUUACCAUUAAGAACCUCUGCCAAAUGUGGAGUUCGUGAAGAGAAUGAUGGUAAAUAUUCAACUGUUGUUAUUAUCCAAUAUCAUCCAGUAAUCCAGCGUAAAGGUGACCGAGUGGUUCGAUUAGUAUGUAACUUUGAAGCUCCAACAAAACUGGUUACCAAUUCUUAUAGAGUGAUCCCUGCACUUGAUGUGGCUGGAACUGCUGUUGUUAAUGCAACCGCACCAACACCAAACAUUAAACUUCGUAUCACGGAUAAAGAUGGUCUUGACGUUGUUGGAGCUAGACUUGGCGAAGAGUUGUACCUGCGAAUUGAUAUGGAAAAUGAUUCAGUGUUUGAUAUAUUUGCUCGUGAAUUGAUUGCUCGCAGUGGGAAUGCUGAAGAGGCUAUAACUCUCAUUGACAGUAACGGAUGUCCUACGGAUACAGCUAUAUUUCCUAAUAUGGAAAGGGUUCCUGGAAGUAAAUCAUUGCAGGGAAAAUUUGAUGCAUUCAAGUUUGCAGAUGAUGAAAUUGUCCGUUUCCAGGUUAAUGUACACUUUUGUUUACAAAAAUGUCCACAGCCAACUUGUUACGAUGCAUCGUCCAGUGAAGAUGUAGUAUCACCUGAAAACAACGCUGACCAACCUCCAUCCUAUUCAACUCGUGCUCGAAGGCGAAGAGAAACUGUUGAUAGAUAUAAUAACAAUGAGUCAAGAAAAGGUAUCAAUUCAAAAGAUGAUUCAGCUCCUUUACCAGAUUAUCCAUUACACCGAGAAUUAAAGGUUCAAGGAUUAGCCUCAUCCAAUUCCAAGCAAAACAACGGAUUUUCCAAAAAAGUUCCAGACAGUUCAUCACUAUUUUGUACUUCAAAGACUACUUUAAUGGCCUCUUUGGUAGCUUCAAUGAUCUUUCAAGCUUCAUUAUUGGCUCUUUGCUGUUCUUGCAUAUUUUUUUAUCGUUUCAAGGGACCCUCAAUUGAUCGCACUUCAGCUGAUUGUGACCCAUGUAAAAAUUACUCUCGAGAUCUUUGGUCAUCAUUUAGUUCCAUUGAGUAAUACGUGUCUAUCAAAGACUCAAAGGAUUGUCCAACUG